This is a messenger RNA of Botrytis byssoidea, 1032 nucleotides long. RefSeq lists its product as uncharacterized. The record is from RefSeq and is a predicted model, not a curated record. The transcript has 2 exons. The coding region runs from base 1 to 1032 and encodes 343 amino acids. Lineage: Eukaryota; Fungi; Ascomycota; Leotiomycetes; Helotiales; Sclerotiniaceae.
AUGACCGCCCCGUACACCGACUCCCCACACAUCACCAAAAUCCCCCUCGAAACCAUCUCCAAACUCUCUCCCUUCUCCGGUCUCAUCCUCUCCAUAAUCCUCAUCCUUUACUUCCUCAUCCGCUACUACCUCUUCGAGCCUCUCCUCCUCCCCUACAUCUAUGGCUCCACCUUCACAACCAUGCCCUUGGGCUCUGCGCUCCGUUCCGGCUUCGUCAACCACCACAUCGCCGGCCUCACAAAGAUUCUCAUCCUAGUUCUCGCUGCCUAUCCUUUCAUCUCCGUCACAUUCCUGACCAGCUCUCUACAUUCCCCAUUCGCGCCAGGAAGCGAGACCACAAUGGGAGAUGUACUUAUCAUCGCCGCGCAAAUGUUAAUCGCAAUGUAUAUAUUCGAGUUACUGUAUCGACCGAAGAUCAGUCCAGUGAGUGUGGGACAUCAUAUUGGAACCAUUUUAAUUGGCCAGAGUGCUAUUGCGAUAAGUUUGGACUUGGUAAAGGAGAGGGAUGCCACGAUUGAGUUUAUUUUGUGUACGGUCUGGGGAGCCUUCGACAUCCUCUCUGAGUUUCUCCCCCACCUCACCAUCAUUCUCUACCGCUGCAACCCCACCUCCCACGCUUUCCUCCGCAAAAUCUUCCGCAUGGCAGCGAUCACCACCUUCACUGGCACAAUCGCCGAGACAAUCGUCACGAUGUUUCUCUUUGGAAGUUUGUGGAAUCGAUGGACAUUAGCGUUUAAAGUAUCCACGCCUUUGUUGCAUGCGGUGUUUAUGGCGGCGCAGUUGUGGGGGACGUGGAAUUUUGUGGGUUUGUAUAGACGUCAGGGGGUUUUGAUGAGGGAGAAGGAGAAGAGGGAUAUGGAGGAGGGAAGGGGGGCGGAUGAAAUUGGGGAAGAAGGGAAUAGAAAUGGGGAGAGAGAUAUGAGUCAGACUGAUGUUGAGAGACAGGGAGAGAGAGAAUGUGCUGGGAGUGAGAGGAGAAAGGGAGUUAUGGCGACAGGUUGGAGUCGGAUCCGGGGAAUGAUCCGAGUUUGA